AUGAUCGAUUUCAUGGACUACAUCGUCCACGCCUUCGGGACGUCGACCGACUGGAACCCAGACAACAGCUAUUCCUCCCUCACGGCGACGUCUGACGCUCUACUCUCCUUUCAGACUCCCUCCACCUUGUCCCUGCAUAUCUCUUCUCUAAGCACACCGAACUUUGCGUCCUCAUACACGCUGUCGACAUUGGGACAGAUCGAUGGCUCAAUAUCAUAUCUCUACUCGAGCGUUGCGCUGGGCCACGUACCUUCGGAAGCACCGACUAUACCACUCAAGUCCCUGACGAAGGGCUAUAGAGAAGUAAGGUUGCCUGUGCCCGUCGUGCAAGGAGACAAGGACAGGACCAAGUUCUUCGCUGAAGAUGGGCGCAAACCAAUCCUGCUUCACGCGACCUUGGCCCUUCCCCCUCCUUCAAUCCUAACAGCCUUGUAUGCCCGGCGGAUCAACCCAGAGACAAUCCUCUCGCUGUCCCUCUACAGCCAAUCGACGACAAAGCCAACUGUCAAUUCUGGUCCGCCUCCAGCUUCGGUACUCGCGCAUCUACAGCAUGACAACGGGCAAUACUCUAUAGAAGGACUAGGAUCGACAGAUAACGGCCUGCUAGGAGUGCGCGGUCUCUGGAACUUUGGAGUCGGUGCUCUGAAGCCACCCGACAAUGUGGCCUCACCGCGAGAGGUCACAGAGGAUUUUCGCCCAACAUUAUCCCAGACCGACUCCCUCUCCGCCUACCGCAACCGGCUGGCAUCCAAGCCGUCGCUCCUCUCCGCCGGCGCCGAAUUCUACUACAGCCCAUUUUCCCAUGUCAUCGGCCUCUCGACAGGCCUCCGCUUCACGACCCUCGCACCACACAUUACGCCUACAGAACCUCCUGCCUCGACAGGCAAACCUCUCGCCGGCACGUCUGCCUCCCUCCUCUCCACGGCAGGACACACUCUCCUAACCCCCUCGAACGUCCCGCACUCCUCCUUCCCCUACACCAUGACCCUAACAGCCACGCCCCUCACCGGCUCGAUUUCAUCAACCUACUCCGUCCGCCCGACACCCUACCUGGCCCUCUCCUCCCGCUUCGACUUCAACUUCUACUCCUGGGAAUCGCGCUACGUCGUCGGCGGCGAGCUCUGGCGCCCUCAAAAGCGUGAGCGUGAGCGCCACUCCGCCACCGAUUCCGAGACAGAUCCCAUCCACUGGGCCCGCGCGCUCACGUCGGACUGGUUCACCCCCGACGAGCGCGCGCUCAAGACAUCGCGCCAGGACCGUGAAGAGGAAAACGUGCUCAAAUUCCGCGUCGACGACACGUGGAGUGUCAAAGCCCUCUGGACCGGACGGGUUAAGAGCCUGCUCGUCGAGGUCGGCGUGUCGGUCAAUCCGGUCGCGCAUCCUCUCGGUGCCCUAGGGAGCGAGAUUGUAAAGCCGGCUUCGCUGGAGGGAAUGGCGAUUGGGAACGGAGGUGGGGGUGGAGGUGGCAUGAAGCGAUGGACGGGCAACGUGGGCGUGAGUGUCGCUUAUUCGACUUGA
Messenger RNA from Cladophialophora yegresii CBS 114405, 1518 nucleotides. RefSeq lists its product as uncharacterized. The record is from RefSeq and is a predicted model, not a curated record. Gene Ontology annotation, biological process: mitochondrial outer membrane translocase complex assembly; protein insertion into mitochondrial outer membrane; phospholipid transport. Bases 1 to 1518 code for a protein of 505 amino acids. Gene Ontology annotation, cellular component: ERMES complex; SAM complex. The transcript has a single exon. Lineage: Eukaryota; Fungi; Ascomycota; Eurotiomycetes; Chaetothyriales; Herpotrichiellaceae.